CAGUACGCUGGAGAACUCGUGGAGUACGGCGCUGCGCCUGCCGGCUGCCCCAGAUCUCCGCCCAGUGCUUCCUCCUCAGAGGGGUAUCGCGAAUCCGAGGCGGGCAUCGCGCGCGCUGCGCUCCCUCCUCCUCUCAGUCCCUCAGGGGUGGGGCCGUUUUCACCGCGAGGCGGGAGUUUGAAUCGCUCUCGCGGGUGCCGGCCUCCGCGCUAACUGCCUCCCCUCGCCUCAGCGCGGCCGUUGGCCCGGCCUUCCCCUCGGGAACGACGCGACAGGUCACGGUGCCAUUUUGUGCUGUCCUGUUUCCGAACCGCGGCGAGCUCUGUGAAAUUCAGGGCGACCUGGAAGGCCGAAGUAGGGUGAUGACAUCACCCUGAGUAACUAUCCCGUCUCACCUCCGUCUUUUUAACACCUAAUCAACUGAAGCGUGGGACAAAAGAUUUCUGGGUGUUAAGCACCUUUCCUCCCCCCACCCCGAACAAAUAGUCCAGCAAAAGUAGCGAAGGCCCAGACUUGACAUUCUUGGUACUUUUAAGGAGAUAAUUGAUGGACAUUGGAGAGUCAAGAGAAAAAUAAAAAGGUUUUAAAGGACAAAUUUCCAGGGGCUGAAGGAAAAACCUUAAAAGUAAUACUUUGAAGUGAAAGUGCCUUUCUUAUUAAAAUCCCUGAAUACAUAUUUUAAACAACUUUUUUUUAUUUACCAUUGGGCUAGCAGACUCCAGAUUUUCCUUGUGUUUGGAUAUUUUUUAAGGCUGCUUGUAGAUCGUUAUAUUCAUAGCAAAAGUGUUGCUUGUAAUCAUGAACAGUGGAAAUCAGUUUGUGGAAACUUUAAAGAAAGUUGGUUAUCCAAAAGCUGCUCAGCUUAAUGGAGAAGACUUUGACUGGUUGUUUGAAACUGUGGAAGAUAAAUCAUUUCUGGAGUGGUUUUGUGGAAAUGUGAAUGAGCAGCAUGUGUUAACUGAAAAAGAACUGCAAGCUUUUGAUGCUCUUCUUAAAUCUGGCAAGCCCAUUUUAGAAGAAGAGGCUUUGGAUGAAGUUCUUAAAACCUGCAAAACCUUCGAUUCAAAAUCAAGUAGCAUGGAAGAAGGAGAACUUCAGAAGCUAGAGGAAGAGUUUCAAGCUCUUCAGAAAAUUAAAAACCUAAAAAUUCAUCGUCGUAAUAAGCUUCAAAUGAUGGCCUCAACAAACAGCCAUAUGUCACUGAAGUUAAAUGAUAAAGCAGAAGAAGCAGCUAAAAUUCUGAAAGAGAGACAAGGAAUUUUCACUACUAUAAAUACUAAGAUAAAUAAUGAACUUCACUCUCUUACUGAAGGAGUUAAGAAGUUGACCUUUUUCUUCACCUUUUCUGACUCGGAACAAGGCUUAGGUCCUCAUCCAGUAUUUUUAUCCCAACUUGCCUUGGAUAAAUAUUUGUGUCAGGAAGAGAAAAGCACUGCAGCACUUACUUCAUACACAAAAAAACAGUUUUUUCAAGGUAUAUCAGAAUUGGUUGAAAGCUCAAAUGAAGAAAAUUUCCAACUUGUAGAUAUAAGCAAACCAUUAAUUUGUGAUGAGAACAAUGAAGUCUGCAAGGAGAGACUUGAGAUGGCUAGGCUGCAGAUGGCAUAUAUUUGUGCUCAACAUCAGCUAAUUCAACGUAAAGCUAAAGAUUUAAGCAUAAACUCAGCUGUACAAUGGGCAGAGAAUAAUCUUCAAUCCUUAAAGAACAAGACUUUUGGAAAAGAACACCUUGAGGCUAGAAUUUCUAGCUUAAACAGUGACAUUUCAAAAAUAAAAAAACAGCUAACUCAAAUAAAUAAUGAAAUACUGCCUUCCCUGGUGAAGGAGAAUGCACAGCUAUUGAACAUGCCUGUGGUGAAAGGAGAUUUUGAUUUGCAGAUUGCUAGGCAGGACUACUAUACAUCAAGACAAGAUCAAGUAUGCAAUCAGUUGCUAAAACAGAAAGCAUCAUUUGAACUUCUUCAGCUAGCUUAUGAAAUUGAAUUGAGGAAACAUCGGGAUAUCCAUCGUCAACUUGAGAACAUAAUACAAGAUCUGAAACAGAGCAGCAAGGCCCUAGAACAGAGACUGGAGAUGAUGUCUGACCCACUUAUAACUCAGCAUGCAGUACCACGGAACACUAUUGAUUCAAGGGAUGGUGCCUCUCAUAGGCUAUACCAGCUUUUGGAAGGAGAGAAUCAGAAACAACAAUUGUUCAGAACGCAUGACGGUAUUGAACAAGUGGCACAGAAAUUAAAGCAAGACAUUACUUCAGUGCAAGAUCAGCUAGCAGUAUCUUCUCAAGAACAAUUUCUCUUUUUGUCUAAGCUGGAUAGUGAUUUAGAUGCACUUUGUGACUCUCUGUAUUGUGGGGGAAAUAAGAUCUUGCUUAGUAACCAGGAACUAACAGAACAACUUUAUCAACUGGAAGUGAACUUAAAUAAACUAAAUCAGCUUAUUAUGGAUCUUCUUGCUGAUGUAAAGGCCAAGAGAAAGGUUUUAGAGACAAAUACACUGCAUCAGAUGGAAAGAAAAUUGUAUGUGUAUUUUUUCAAAGAUGAAGACUAUUUGAAAGAUAUUGUGGAGAAGCUAGAGCAUCAGUCUCAGGCUCAAACCGUUGGUCUAGAGGAUUAAACAUUAAAUGCAUCUUUGUUCUACUGUUAAGAUGUGGAAAUAUUUAGUGUAGACUUUUCUUUAUGAUUCAAUAGGAAAACAAACUUUUUGGAUAAGUGCUUUAUUUGAUAAACUAAUAUAUCAUUAUCAGCCUUAUCAAGAACAGACUGUAAGCUCCUUUAUAGUUUUUGGCGUACAGAGACUUUGGAUUCAUACUUCAGUUUGUGAGGGUUUGCUUUACAAGAGAGGGAAUGCAUUAAGUAUCUAGAUACUGCUAGACUACAUAUUACCCAAUGUUAUUUAAUGUGUAGAGUAAAAUGCAGAUUCCUGCUUCCAUGA
Molecule: messenger RNA, 2931 nt
Organism: Trachemys scripta elegans
Lineage: Eukaryota; Metazoa; Chordata; Testudines; Emydidae
Gene: HAUS3
Product: HAUS augmin like complex subunit 3
Exons: 7
Coding region: 799-2613 (604 amino acids)
Biological process (GO): centrosome cycle; spindle assembly
Cellular component (GO): HAUS complex; mitotic spindle; centrosome
Source: RefSeq, a predicted model, not a curated record